This is a messenger RNA of Drosophila yakuba, 521 nucleotides long. RefSeq lists its product as uncharacterized. The record is from RefSeq and is a predicted model, not a curated record. Lineage: Eukaryota; Metazoa; Arthropoda; Insecta; Diptera; Drosophilidae. The transcript has a single exon. Bases 1 to 342 code for a protein of 113 amino acids.
AUGCGGCGCCAUCUUGCGUGCGGUGGCCGCAACUGUCGGCCGCGAAAGGACACGGACACGGUUACGGAUGUGGAUGUGGGCACGGACGCGAGCGUGAGCGCGGCACCGCGACCAAUAGAUUUGGCCAAGUCCGAGCGAACUGAAGACAACGAGAGUUGCAGCCCGCCAAAGGCAACAAACCCAGGACCACAUGCAACAAUCGCAGCUACUGCGACGUCGACUGCGGCUGAGACGCCGGCCGCGGCUGCGACUGCGGCAGAGGCGGCGACUGGUGGAAAAAGGAAAACAGACAGAGCGGAAGCGAGCUCCGGCGACUUAUGGCCAUGUUUGUUGUACGGGUAAGUAGCAGCAGGAGCUGUGGAAAGCAGCAGCGAAAUGGCGCGCGCGAAAAGGAAACUCAAGAAGUAGAGCUCGGAAAAGCAGCAGUAACAAACACGCACACUGGCACACACAUACACACACUCGGACAUAAAAAAGCCAAGUAAAAGCUUAUUUUUUCUUGCACAUGAAGCAAAAAAACG